Centropristis striata (black sea bass) is the source of this 1223-nucleotide messenger RNA. It is a transcript of the gene tsfm, whose product is annotated as Ts translation elongation factor, mitochondrial. Gene Ontology annotation, cellular component: mitochondrial matrix. Lineage: Eukaryota; Metazoa; Chordata; Actinopteri; Perciformes; Serranidae. The transcript is spliced from 6 exons. The coding region runs from base 89 to 1018 and encodes 309 amino acids. Gene Ontology annotation, molecular function: protein binding; translation elongation factor activity. The record is from RefSeq and is a predicted model, not a curated record. Gene Ontology annotation, biological process: mitochondrial translational elongation.
UUUUGUCCCUUCACGGCUUCCUUACACAGCGUGGAGUUCAAUGACAUUCUGAGCUUUCAUAAGUCAGCUCUCUUCUACAAGGUGUAAAAUGUCUUUAUCCUUUAUAUUCAGAGCAGUUACAAGAGACGUUGCAAAGGUCAGCCUCUGCCAGCAUGUACAGUCACUACACACAGGUUGUCAGCUCCUGGCAGCUGAGAAAGCCCUCCUGGUGAAACUGCGGAAAAGCACUGGAUACACUUUCAUUAACUGCAAGAAAGCUCUGGAGAAGUUUGACAAUGACAUAGCUCAGGCAGAGACAUGGCUACAUGAGCAGGCCCAGAAGGAGGGCUGGAGCAAAGCAAACAAGCUGGAGGGACGCAAAGCCAAAGAGGGCCUGAUUGGCAUGGUUAUAGGAGAUAAAGCUGCAGUUAUGGUGGAGGUCAACUGUGAGACAGACUUUGUCGCUCGUAAUGAGAAGUUCCAACAGCUGGUUAAGGACGUUGCUUUUGCCACCUUGGCUCACCACCAGAAUAAAACCCAAAGCAAGGCAGGAUAUGUUAAGAGUGUCCUGGCAGGUGAAGAGUUAAACAAUCUCAGUGUGGAUGAAGGAGCUUCACUUUCAGACAGAGUGGCUCUCACAAUAGGCCGCCUCGGUGAGAACAUGUCAGUGAGACGGGCGGUGUCAGUGGCUAUCCCUUCUGAGUGGCACUUCGGCUCGUACAUACAUGGAGGUGUGAGCGGCCAGACCGAGGUGGCCAUGGGUCGCUAUGGCGCUCUGGUAAUUUUUCAGGGUGGAAAGGACGAAGAGCGGGAAGUUCUAGGACGUAAGUUGGGACAGCAUGUAGUGGGGGAGGCCCCCUUGUCUCUGGGCAACAUGGAUGACCUGCCGUGCGGUGAAAGUGAGACGCGCCUGCUGCCUCAGACCUUCCUGGGAGACCCCAGUAGGACGGUGGCAGAGUUCCUCAGGGGUCAGCAGGCUCGAGUUUUGGACUUUGUCCGAUUUCAGUGUGGAGAGUCAGCCAGUGAAGAAGCCAAAUGAAGGGAGGAGAAACAUUUAUGUCAAAUGAUUUGUCAUGUGGGUUUUAUUUAAUAUAAAGAUGAAAUGCAACUACCCAUUUAAUCCUCAACAUUCAGAAAGUGACACAGUGUCAUCAUGAAUUUGAAAGCACAACAUGUACAGCAGGUCAGCAUUGAUGGCUGAUGAAAUUACUGAUCCAACAAUAAAAUGUUUUUUUCCCUGGAAA